Messenger RNA from Neodiprion fabricii, 5269 nucleotides. RefSeq names its product endophilin-A (gene EndoA). Gene Ontology annotation, molecular function: protein binding. NCBI's taxonomy places the organism in Eukaryota, Metazoa, Arthropoda, Insecta, Hymenoptera, Diprionidae. The transcript is spliced from 13 exons. The record is from RefSeq and is a predicted model, not a curated record. Gene Ontology annotation, biological process: synaptic vesicle uncoating. Bases 561 to 1808 code for a protein of 415 amino acids. Gene Ontology annotation, cellular component: cytoplasm; glutamatergic synapse; presynapse.
UUUGAAAAUCGAAAGCAUUCGUAAAUGCAUCCGGACGUGAAACUACCCGCAUUGAGAAUCUGCGGGGGUGUGUUCGAAACGGAUGUACGCACAGUCAUCGGGGGGCGUAACGUCGUAUUCUUUAUCUUACGCUGGUCGGGCGAUAAUUGAAGAGCGGUAUCGAAGCCUCCUGACGCGACGGCGGUUGGCCUUUCCAAGUCACCGCGUACUACAGCAGCGUAGUCCGGAGGGUUGGCGCAUGGGGGUUGGCGAGAGAGCCGUUCCGCUAUCGAUCGCACGGUUAAAACUACCCCUACGAGGUCGGAGAGCCCGAAGGAACCUUGCAGUGCUUAAAUCCACGCGACGGAGUCAAUUUCUGAACGGCCCAAAGCCCCGGCGUCAGUAGUCGGUCGGUCAGGUGGUUUAUCAAGACCGCAGGAUAAAGGAUAACGUAACGAGACGACGUAUCGGGGUGAUAACGCGCAGAUUCGCUUUCGCCGCCUCUUCUUCUCCUCGUCCCCGAAUUUUUCUCAGGCUUACUUGGCUAAUUAGAGAGGACUUGGCAAAGCCACGGCAGAAUCAUGGCGUUCGCUGGACUCAAGAAACAAAUUAACAAGGCGAAUCAGUAUAUGACAGAGAAGAUGGGCGGCGCCGAGGGAACAAAACUCGACGUCGAUUUCGUCGACAUGGAAAGGAAAACGGACGUGACCUGCGAACUGGUGGAAGAACUCCAGAUGAAAACUAAAGAAUUUCUACAACCAAAUCCGACGGCGAGGGCGAAAAUGGCAGCCGUCAAGGGUAUCAGCAAACUCAGCGGACAAGCGAAAGCGUCGACUUAUCCUCAGCCCGAGGGGGUGCUCGGUGAAUGCAUGCAACUUUAUGGGAAGAAAAUGGGCGAAGACAGUAUUUUUGGUCUCGCGCUAAUCGAAAUGGGCGACGCGAUGAAGCAGAUGGCCGACGUGAAAUAUUCUUUGGACGACAACAUCAAACAAAACUUCCUCGAGCCUCUACACCAUCUGCAGACGAAGGACCUGAAGGAAGUCAUGCAUCAUCGGAAGAAACUUCAAGGGCGAAGACUGGACUUUGACUGCAAGCGGAGGCGGCAAGCGAAAGCUGCUGGGAAAAGGGCUGCUAGUCCACAUUUCGGAAGUCCGGCUCGAUCAAGUCCCGCAUCAACUUCUGUCGGUUCUCACGUUUCAGACGACGAAAUACGCCAGGCUGAAGAAAAGUUUGCCGAAAGCCUGCAUCUCGCUCAGAUGGGGAUGUUCAAUCUUCUAGAAAAUGACGUGGAGCAAGUCGCCCAGUUGGCCACAUUCAGCGAAGCCCUGCUUGAGUACCAUCAGCAGUGUACCGAAAUUCUGAAAGUGCUUACGGAAACAUUGUUCAUUAAGAAAGACGAGGCGGCGAACCGACCAAAAUUGGAAUUCGUUCCGAAGACACUCGCCGAUCUGAACGUUGAAGGAAUCUCUGACAUGAACGGUGGGAAUUAUUCCUUACACGGGUCAAGUCGGGCCGGAUCUCCGGUUCACGGGGACGCAAAGCGUUCGCAGCUCGAAUUAUUCCCAGCUGGACAACCGCCACAGUCCACUAAUGCAUCGCCACUGCCGUCUCCAAGUAAGUCGCCAGCCAGGACGCCAAUGAACAGGCAGCCGUGCUGCACUGCCCUGUAUGAUUUUGAACCAGAGAAUCCAGGCGAACUCGGAUUUAAGGAAAAUGAUACGAUCACCCUGCUCAAUAAGAUCGACGAGAAUUGGUACGAAGGCAGCGUGAACGGACGCACUGGAUACUUUCCGGUGACCUACGUCCAAGUCGUCGUGCCGUUGCCAUAAAACGCAACCGUCACUUGAUGAACCAAAGGAAAACCGCGUAUUAUUCAUGUCUACCACCAAAAUAACCUAACCAGUUACGACUAUUAUCCCUAUAUAAUUGAUUAAUUCGUUAAUAUUAAUUAAUCAAUCAUAUUAUAAUUAUUAAUUACGUUAUAACAUGAAAAUCUUCAUCCUCUCGACAGUUGUAAUCACCUACAAACACAAGGAAGCGCAGCUUCUCUCCGCAUGUUACGUGUACAUAAUGUUAUACCUUAUAUCUUUACAAUUGGUAUAUAUAUCGUUUGUCGACGUAAGAAUUCCCGCAUACGUAUACUAUAUCUCUAUAAUCUUCUUCACUCCAUAUUAAGUACAUGUACUACAUUUUCCUAACCCGACACAUUCAAAUUUGAAAUUAUGUUUUACUACCCUCCAAUAUUUUCUGUGUCUCUUACUUGAUUUGGCCGAACGCCAGGUAUUCCUUGCUGGUAAACACACUAUAUAUUGAGACGUUGAGUUCUCUGUACUCUUUUUCCUUUUACAUUCUCAUUUACAUGUUCGCGAUUUGUAAUAUUAAAACGCCAUUCUACUCGCGUUUAUUCCUGCUACGCUAUUCUGGCUGCACAACGGGCAGUUUCCGUAUAUUUUGGAAAUUGUUUGACGAGAGUUACUCCUCUUUUGGGAUGAACUUUUGUCGUUGCAGAGGCGUGCUGAGGCGUAUAUACCGUGACGAGGAAUUAUAAGAUAAUACCGGAUAUAAUUUUAGUCGACUUCUUUAUCCGUAUAUGUAUAGACGUUUUUUAUUUAGGGUAAUUAGGUAGAUCAAUUUUAAUUGAUUAAUUAAUUAAUUAAUAAUUACAAUCCGAUAGAUCUUACAGGAUUAUAUACAUAUAUACAUAUAGUUUAGGAUAAUUUUCACCUAUCCCAGAGUUCGUGUGAACCUUAAUUCCAGAGUAUGGGAGAGAAAUUAUAAUACAAUAUCGCAACUUGCAGUGCGUCUAUUGAGAAUAUAAUGUAGCAAAUUGACGCGUGAUACUCUCGCGGAUUAAUUCAAUUUCGAAAUCCUUCCUCUCCCCCAAACCUACUCUACCCUCAAUCUGCAAAACCUUGUCGUCAAGGAUAGGAACUUAAUAUCACUACUCGAUACAGUGGGAAAAUCAUUAUUGAUCUCCUGGAUCCAGGCUUUGGAUCAGGAGGGCUGCUGUCCAAUUUCGCGCCUCUUGUACACGUAUUUACAUAGUAAUAUUUAAAUAGGUACAAAAAUAUAAUAAACGACAACACAUUCGUCGAAAGUGUCGCGCGUCUCGCUUUCUUUAGUUUGUGCGUAGUACACGUACUCUGUUAUGCAAGAAAAAGAGAGUGCACAUUUACAUGUACGUUAUAUUACAUUAUAUCACGAAAAAUAAGAUUAUAGUGUAUUGUCGCAUUGCGUUUAAUGUAAAAAAAAGAACAGAACCGAAAAAAACAAACACGAGAAUAAAAACAAAAAUACAAAUGAUCAGUGUUAUAUCAUAUAUGUAUACAUAUAUUACAGUAACAAAUACGUAAACAUAAUAUAUGCACACAUAUAUUGUAAACAUAUAUAUUAUAUAUAUUUAAUAAUAUACAAACUUGCGCGAAUCACCUGUCAGAACAAUGAAAGUAAUUUUUAGUUAUUCGUACGCCACGUGGUUAGGAGGAUGUAUACUUUGAGCGAUACUUGCUAAACAUAAUGAUUGUGUAAUGUUAUACAUACCUAUAUAGGCCAUAAAUCAAUAAUUAUAUAUAUUAUAUGAAAAGUUGAACAGAACGUUCAGUCGCGUAACUGGUCAAUUCGGCUGUCAAAUUGUUGCAUAGUUAGCAAUAAAAUGAAAUAUUACUGAACAAAAUUAUCCCCAAGGCUGUUCCGGGAAAAUGAUGAUGAUUAUUAAUAUUAAUAUUAUUAUUGUUAUUCAAUCCGCGCAUAACCUUAAACAUAUAACGACGUUGAGAUUACUCAAACUUCGCUCAAGUUUCUCUGGUGUACUCUUAGAAGGAAUGAUGAACAUGGGCAGUGAAAAAGUGAAUCGAUUGUACCUAGGUCAUUGUGCUAAUUGUAAACAUACAGUUGGACUCCAACGUUAGAACUAAUAAGAAAAAACCAAAAGACACUCGUUGGAAACUUCCAAAUUGAAGUAGCUCAUUUUAACGAAAACUUCAAAAUACAUAACAUUCUGAGUAUCCAGUGGUUUGUGUUGUUGAAAAAUUACAAAUAAAUUUUCUUAAUAACGCAAAGCAAAGUCCGUAAUUUGACGUCAAAUUGUGUGUUAAGAAUGGGACGAAUACUUGGUGUACAAUCUGUAUAAUAAUGUCUAUCAGAAAAAAUUUGUUUGACAAUUUAUUGACGUCGUUGCAAUACUUAAUACAUUGAAUAAACAUAGAGCAAUCAAAUCCCAAGCAAAGUUAAUAUUAUUGUCAGAUUUGCCGCGAACUGAAGCAAUUAAAGAAAACAAUUAUCUACUAUAAAGAUAUACACUGAAAUUAAUUAUAAAUACUAAAUUGGUAUCUUAUUCUAUAAAUGUUGGCUAUUGUUAAAUGUUGAAUAUUGUUCUAUGGUCCGUUUCGUAAGUUAAUUAUAGCACGGGGUAGAUUCACUCAGAAAAAAACAAUUUACACAAUCAUGCAGAAAAAGAUGUGGAAGCAAAAAUUCUUUAUUGUUUUAAAAAUCUUAAGCGACAUUUCACCUGAAUUAUUUACAAAGUCUGAUAAUGUAGCUUGGUAUCGUAUUUCUACGGAACAAAUAUUCUAGGGAAAGAAUUUCAGUGGGAAAAUGAAAAAAAGUGAUAAACUGAUUGAAAAUAAACGAGUAAAAUAAGAAAAGUGAAAUGUUAAUAUUUUUAUGGUUGCGUAUAUGGAAAGCAAAAAGUAAAUCAAAACACAAAUUCAAAUAUACUUUACAGUCUCGAAUAGUGCAUAUAAGUAGCUAUAUUAAACGAACAAAGAUUAAAAACCCGUAUUGUAUUUAAGUCGCGAAACGCUCUGUAAUCUAAUUAUAAUCUAACUGCUUGGAGACCGAAUAAACUGAAGUUUGCUUAGUCUCUGUAAAUAAGUUGUAAAGCACUGGGCAUCCGUGGUCACCGAUUUCUGCAAUUAUUCUGUGUCUGGUUCUGUUAAGAGCCAGGAACCAUUGCCCGUACCAAAUUUUAACAUUUGACGUUAUUAAUUUUGAUUCUAUAUUUGCUGAGAAGUAACGUCAGUUUCUCUCAAUUGUUAAUAACUAUACAUACAUAAUAAAUAUAACCCUACGAUUAUUACUUGUUAUUAACUGUAGUCAAUGAAAUGACCAGGGGAUGCAGCACAGUGAUACUUUCAAGACAAUACAUAAUGAUUAAUUGUACUUAUUGGUAAAUUAAUCUACUAUAUAAUUAUUAAAACUCUGAAUAAAGAAAAUAUAAGACAUACAAUUUCGGUCAAUGCUAAAUGAUUAUUAUAAAUAAUUAAAAAAUAAAGUGUGCUCUAUGUCAUCA